UUAUAAGUUAAAAUAUUAAUUUGUUUUUCACAUUAUUAAUGAUCUUGCCUAAUCAAUUUUAUUUUCGUAAUUCAAUUUCAUUUUCACAAUAUUGUAAAAUCAUUUCUUUCAUUGAUAAUUUCUUCACCAAUUCCAACAUUAAUUAUCUAUUCUUGUUCUUAUCCAUUUUGGUGACCUGAAACUUUACUGUUGCGUGUUGGCCUGGGAUUUCCUUGAAUUGACAACUCUCUCAUUGGAAUUCAUGACCCUUAAUCACUCCUAUUUAGCACAAAGCGCAACAAUUCAGACACUAUCUAUCAUUAGCUAUAUGUUGCAUUUACUCUCAAAGUAUAGUUUAAGCUUCAACAGUUCCAACCUUUUCAACUAUGGCUUUCCAAUGCCAGAGAGAUGGUGAAGAUGCCCAGGCUAGGUCCCCGCAUUUUUUUAAGAUUAUCCUGGGUGACACUCGUCUAGAAGGAAAGCUUAGGGUUCCAAGAAAGUUUAUUAGCAAAUAUGGAGGUGGUCUGUCAAAUACUGCAUAUCUUAAGCUUCCCCAUGGUGCAGAAUGGAAAGUAGAGUUGACAGAUAGCGAUGGUGAGAUUUGGUUUCAAAAUGGUUGGCAUGAAUUUGCAAACUAUCACUCUCUAAAGCAGGGGCACUUGCUAGUUUUAAGAUAUGAAGGAAAUUCCCACUUUUAUGUACUCCUAUUUGAUGCGAGUGCAAAAGAAAUAGACUAUUCUUUUGAUGACAAACUCCAAGUUCCAAAGAUGGAAGAUAUUGAGAGUGAUGAUAACUCAGUUGAAAUCUUGGAUGACCUUCGCCCAAGUCGAAAAACAAGGAUGAAAUCGUCAUUAUCAUGUCCUUUGCCAAAUAAAAGGGCAAAGACCAAUCCAAGAAAUUCCAAUUUACAAGCAGGGGAUCCACAUUUCAGAGCUGAAGUCACUAAAGCUACAGGGACAAUGUUAGAGAAAUCAAAAACGAAUGCAGGGUUACCUUAUAAAGCAGAAGAAUGCAGUGGAGCUACUAGAUGCCUAAAACUUGAGGUUAUUGAGAAGAUGCAGCCAUUGUCUGUCAGUGUAAAAGAUAGAGCUCUUUAUAGAGCUAGAGCUUUUGAAUCUGGAAAUCCUUUUUUCACGGUUGUUAUGCAACCUUCAUAUUUUCAAGAUGGGAGAUUGAAUAUAUCAUCCAACUUUGCCAACAAAUACCUAAGGAAGACAAAUGAUGAUAUCAUCCUUUGGGUUUCUGAUGAGGGAAAUUGGUCCAUUCGAGUCAGAUUUAGGGAAGCCCAUACAGGAGCAAGAGCCAAAUUUUGCCAUGGUUGGAAGGCAUUUGCCCAUGAAAAUAACUUGAAAGUAGGUGAUGUUCACCUUUGAGCUGAUUAAUAGGCAUUGAAGUUGCCUUUAAAGUUGCCCUUUUCCAGGCUGGUAAAGAUAUAGACUGCCCUCUGUUGAAUGUAUCAGCUCAUGGGGGUGGAGGAAAUGGAGGACCUAAAUCUGACUGCAGUUUGGCUGAUUAUCCUGCAAAAGAAGAUGGCAGAGGAAGGUCUACCAGUCAGAGAUGCCUGAAAGUUAAGGCUUUUCAGAAGAAGAAAGAGUUGAAUAUUAAAGGAAGAGCUAGAACUAUUGAGAGAGCCAGAGCUUUUAAAUCACAAAAUCCUUUUUUCAUGGUUAUCAUGUGACCAUCAUACCUUUGUGGCAAGGGUCAUAUGCAUGUACCCCGGGGCUUUAUGAACUAUUUACCAAAAGAAGGCUUUAUCAAGGACCAUGCCAAAGGAAUUGCACGCAUUGUGAUGCUCCAGGUUGCGGACCGAUUAUGGCCUGUGAAGUUAUACAGUUAUUUAUGUGCAGGUGCAGCAUAUCAGUUCUCUUCUGGUUGGUCUGCAUUUGUGAGGGAAAAUACUUUGCAAGUAGGAGAUGUUUGUGUAUUUGAGCUUGUUAUGAUGAGGGACGACGUUGUGUUCAAAUUUCACAUUUUCAAAUGCCCGGAAUAAGUGGUUGCUUGUAUUGUGAUAGAUCA
This is a messenger RNA of Quercus robur (English oak), 1995 nucleotides long. RefSeq names its product B3 domain-containing transcription factor VRN1-like. Gene Ontology annotation, molecular function: DNA binding. The transcript has 7 exons. Bases 366 to 1352 code for a protein of 328 amino acids. The record is from RefSeq and is a predicted model, not a curated record. Lineage: Eukaryota; Viridiplantae; Streptophyta; Magnoliopsida; Fagales; Fagaceae.